AUGUCAAAUGAAACAGCGUCUAUGAGAGAAAUACAACACAACCGACAACUCAUUAUGCAAGCUCUAAAUAAGAACACAACAAACUUUUCAAACUAUUCUAAGAUAUCUGAGUCAUUGAAAGAAGGAAACUUAAAACUGACAUUAAACCCAAUGACAGAUGAGUUUCUGUUUCAAGACAAUAAGAACCAUACUGUCUGUAUAAAUCCAACAAAAGGAACUUUAAACGAGAAACCUAUAAAUGAACUUCUUUUGAAAACAGAUGUUGACAACAAAGCUGACAAAGAAUAUGUAGACGAUGCAAUAGCAAAAGAAGAAGAAAGAGCUAACAAUGCUUAUGCAACAAAAGAACAUACUCAUCCUGAACUAGCAGACAAAACAUAUGUUGACAAUAAAAUGUCAAGUGAAGUGACAAGAGCUGAAAACGAAUAUUCUAAAAAGACUCAUACACAUUCUAUAUCUGAAAUAACAGACUUACAAGAAACCUUAAACAGGAAAAGUGCCGUUGGACAUACACAUACAUCUUCUGAAAUAACAGACUUAAACGUUAGCCUUGAAAAGAAAGCAGAUAAAACAUAUGUCAAUGAAAUAUACCAAAGUUUAGUUGGAACAAAAAAUAUUGAAACUAUUGUUGGUGACUUUUCUGUCAAUGAAGAAAACAAAUAUUUUAGAUGGGAGUUUGUACAUUCCUUAAAAAAUGGUAUACGGUAUAAACUCAUUCCGAAAAAUAACAAUGAAAUGUAUGUAAGCUAUAAAAAGAACGAUGGUACACAAGUUAAAGUUCCAUUAGACAACAACUGCUACUUAAACUUAUAUGGAGACGAACAAAAGAAAUAUUUAAGAGUUUAUGAAAUGACAGAUAUGACAUUGCCUGACCCAGCUCCAGCACCAUAUUAUUAUGACUAUGGAGAUGACGUCAGAACACCACAUGUAGAUGAACAAAAGCUAACAUUAUAUUUAGAUUUUUAUAGAUAUAAAAGAUAUAAUGCAAUAGAAAAAACGAGAAUAGUAUACUAUUAUGAAGAUGACAGAAAUAAAUAUUAUAGUCAAGACUUUACCUACCCUGAAAACAUAAGAUUAUAUUAUAAAAAAUAUUCUGACACAAACCAGAAGAAACCUGAAAUAGUUGCACUAUAUUUUAAGUUCAAAAGAGACAAUCCUAUAAUAUCUCAUAUGUUUGAUUUAAUGAACCCAGUAGGUUCUAUUUAUACAUCUAUGGAAGCAAGAGGUCCUCAAGUAAUGUUUGGUGUUGGUGCAUGGGAACAAAUAGUCGACAGGUUUUUGUAUUGUGCAAACUCUUCAAAGGAAACAGGUGGAAGUAAAACGAUUUCAGGUGAAAAUUUACCUGCACACAGUCACUACAUAGAUUUAAGUACAUCUCAAGCAGGUUGGCAUAAGCAUAGAUAUUGGGAUUGGUCAGGAAUGACAAAAGGUAAAGGAUAUGAUGUUAAAGACGACGUUAAGUUUGCUAUAAAUUGUUACUGGGAUGACACUCAGGGAGAAGGAAACCAUACACAUUUCGUUUCAGGAUAUACGCAAACAACGGGACAAAGUAAAGAAUACAUGCCACCUUACAUGACAGUUUACGCAUGGUAUAGAAUUGCUUAG
Messenger RNA from Trichomonas vaginalis G3, 1605 nucleotides. RefSeq names its product phage tail repeat-like family. The record is from RefSeq and is a predicted model, not a curated record. The coding region runs from base 1 to 1605 and encodes 534 amino acids. The transcript has a single exon. NCBI's taxonomy places the organism in Eukaryota, Parabasalia, Trichomonadida, Trichomonadidae.